Molecule: messenger RNA, 1071 nt
Organism: Talaromyces stipitatus ATCC 10500
Lineage: Eukaryota; Fungi; Ascomycota; Eurotiomycetes; Eurotiales; Trichocomaceae
Exons: 2
Coding region: 1-1071 (356 amino acids)
Cellular component (GO): nucleus
Molecular function (GO): DNA binding
Source: RefSeq, a predicted model, not a curated record
AUGGGACUUUGUGCAACUGCCAAGGUUAUUACUGGAAGUGAUCGAUAUACUUGGCCAAAGCUAUUACAACCUGGUGAUCGAGAAUGGGUAACUGCAAUUGAGGCAGUUAACUCAACAGGAUGGGCUUUACCUUCAUAUAUUAUCUUUAAGGCAAAGAAAUAUAUGUGGUUAGGCUGGUUUGAGGAUCUUCCAGCUAACUGGAUAAUCAAUAUCAGUGAUAAUGGAUGGACAACAGAUAAGAUUGGAUUAGAAUGGCUUAAACUCCAUUUUAUUCCUCUUACAAAUGACCGGUCAAUUGGAAAGUAUCAGAUGCUAAUUCUUGAUGGCCAUAGAAGUCAUCUAACAGCUGAAUUUGACUGCAUAUGCACUAAGAAUAAUAUUAGUCCACCUCUUGAUGUUGGCUAUUUUGCUAUUUUAAAGCGAUAUUAUGGACAACUUGUUGAGCAGCGGAUGAGGCUUGGGUUCAAUCAUAUUGACAAAUUUGACUUUCUCACUGCAUUUCCAAAGGCUCGUACGAUGGCAUAUAAAGCUCAAAAUAUUUGGAAUAGCUUUGCAGCUACUGGAUUAGUACCAUUUAAUCCAGAUCGAGUCUAUCAACAGCUUACUGUCCAAUUGAAGACCCCAACACCUCCUCCAAGUCGAUCAAGCGAUACACAGCCAUCUUGCUUACAAACACCUCAGAAUGCACGUCAAUUCAAGCGUCAAAUGACUACAAUUGGAAAACAAAUAAGCCAGCAUACAGAAAAUUCAUCUGAGGUUUUUUAUAAAGCAAUUACACAGGCAUCAAAAGCUUAUGAAACAACCAUGAAUGAUCUCUUACUCUCCCGGAAAGAAAAUCAUGAUUUACGGACUGCACAUGAAAAAGAGAAACAGAAACGUCAAAAAUCUAAGAAGCAAGUAUCUAAUGAGCAAGGAAUUAGUACGGAGGAGGCUCAGGUGCUUAUACAAGAUCAGAUUGAGGCAUCUCAAGCUGUUACUACUGUUCCGGCCGAGCCUGAGCUUCCAGUCUCUCAUCCACCUGUACGGUGUCAAUUUCGCUGCAGUGGCUGUGGCAUUAAAGAAAGAGGCUGA